Messenger RNA from Gongylonema pulchrum, 402 nucleotides. The record is from the annotation of a GenBank genome assembly. Lineage: Eukaryota; Metazoa; Nematoda; Chromadorea; Rhabditida; Gongylonematidae.
AAGUGGGACGGAAUAUGCAAUUUGAAAUUUUUUAGUGAAAAAAAUCAGCGUGAAUGCACGGAAGCAGCACGGUCGUUGCACACAGCAGCUGAACAGCUGGAGACAUUUGUCGAUAAUCCCCAGUUUGCAGCAGUACCAGCAAAAAUAUCUACAUCCGGUGCAGCGGCUCAGCAACCAGUUCUUGUCUCCGGCAGAGAAAUGCUGGAUGCCAGUUGCGAGAUGAUCAUGACGGCCAAGCAACUUGCUCUUUCACCGACUGAUGCAUCAACCUGGCAAAGACUUGCGGAUAAUUCGAAAGUUGUUAGCGAAAGCAUCAAACGUUUGGUUGCUUCGAUUCGUGAUCAGGCACCAGGCCAAGUGCGUGUCAAUAUUUUUUGUGUAAAUUCAGAGUGUUCUUUAUAA